Messenger RNA from Podospora bellae-mahoneyi, 2154 nucleotides. It is a transcript of the gene STP22, whose product is annotated as Suppressor protein stp22 of temperature-sensitive alpha-factor receptor and arginine permease. Gene Ontology annotation, biological process: protein transport; endosome to lysosome transport; protein modification process. The transcript has 4 exons. Gene Ontology annotation, molecular function: ubiquitin binding. The record is from RefSeq and is a predicted model, not a curated record. Gene Ontology annotation, cellular component: ESCRT I complex. The coding region runs from base 160 to 2013 and encodes 617 amino acids. Lineage: Eukaryota; Fungi; Ascomycota; Sordariomycetes; Sordariales; Podosporaceae.
AAGAAACCUGGAAGUCAGCAGAGCACUGAAGUAUGCGGCUGCAAUCGAUCAAAAUGCACACAAAGAUCUUGUCUUACCCCGCUAUUAGCCGAGGGACCGUGCACACCCGGGCCUCAAGCUCGGGCCAACUGGUGUUUGAGAGUCUUCGAAAUAGUGCCAAUGCUGAAAUGCCAAGACAAAAUGGUGCCCUGUCUCGUCAUCCGAAUGCCAAGGCUACCGCUGUCCCACAGCACGCCCCAGCCUGGUUCUGGCGGCACCUCAACGGCCGCAACGACGACGCUGACGACAACAACAGGGCCCCGUGUUUAUGCGCCGAUAACUACAAACAGCUGCUUCUUCGAGGACCCCAACAUGGCAGUCCAGCAGCAUGUCCUGAACUGGCUGUACAGUGUCUUGACAAGUGAAUAUCGAGAUGUCAACCGUGCCUACAGCGAUGUUGCCCAGGCCCUCGCGCAAUAUCCCUCCCUCUCCCCGAGGACCGAUGUCCACACCUUCCCCAACGGUUCAUCAGCUCUCCUGGUUCGCCUGACCGGCACCAUCCCCGUCCUGUUUCGCGGCACAACAUAUCGAUUCCCGAUAUCACUAUGGGUUCCCCAUGCCUACCCGCAGGAAGCGCCCCUAGUCUACGUGACCCCGACCGAAAAUAUGAUGGUGCGCCCCGGUCAGCAUGUUGAUCCGCAGGGACAGGUCUACCAUCCAUAUCUCGCGGGCUGGGCUGGGUUUUGGGACAAGUCUAGCAUUCUCGACUUUCUCGCCAUUCUGCGAGAUGUCUUUGCCAAAGAGCCGCCAGUAGUGGCUCGACAGCCAGGGGGACCGCCGCCUCCACCAGCUCAGCAAUUGCAACCGGCAUCACCACCUCCUGUUCCUCCCCUCCCGCCUGAUCUCGCCUCCAGGCCAUCAAUUCAGGCUCAACAUCACAGCCCGGAAAAUGCGCCGAGACCACCACCCCCUCCACCAAAACCCGGCAUGCAAGUCGACCCACGACAACCUCCUGUCCAAGGGUCACCUCGAGCCGGUCCCCCAGUACCUCCAUUACCACCAAAGCCAGGACGUCCUAUAAGCCAGUAUGCCGGUGAAGAUCCAAGACUGCAUCAUGAGCAACAAGCGAGACCGGGUCCAUCACGAUACGACACAGCACCCCCAUUACCACCCCAAGCGCCCCAGUCUCCUCCGGUACCACCACGUCCCUUCCACCCUCCAGUCCAGCAACAACCACCACCACCACCACCAGGCCCCCAAUACCAACGUUCUCCCCCUCCACCAAGCAACUACUCCCCGGGACCCCCUCAACCCCCUUAUCUCCCCAACGACACUCGCCGCGCCCUCCCUCCACAACAACAAUUCACCCCCCUCCACCAACAACAAUGGCAACAACCCCAAGCUCAACCUCCCAUCCAACAACCCCCACCACCCCAACCCAAUCCCCCCGUCCCGGACAUCAUGGACUCGGAAGACCUAACUCUUUCCAUUCCACCCACCACAACCUCGGCGCCACCCAUCCCCCCAAACCCUGAAAAAGACGCGCUCCUCCGCCAGCUCGCCUCAACACUGUUUACACUACGGCAGCAGGCCCGCGACCAGAACAACUCCUCCCUUGCAGGUCUGCAAUCGCAGCGGCAAGCCAUGGCGGCAGCAAGCCAAAGAAUGCAAGCUGAGUUGGCGCAACUGACUCAGCUUUCGAACCUCCUGACGUCCAACACCUCCAUCUUGCAGGACUCGCUCAGAAAGGCAGACGCAGUGAUUGAGAGCUCGUCUCGUCUUCCAGAGCCGAAUAUUGACGAGCUUUUAGUGGCUCCGACAGUGGUGGGGAACCAGCUUUACGAUCUUGUCGCCGAAGAGAGGGCGUUGGCGGAUGCGAUUUUUGUGCUUGGGAGGGCGGUGGAGCGGGGACGGAUCGCGCCGCAGACCUUUGCGAGGUUGACGAGGAGUCUGGCGCGGGAGUGGUAUCUCAAGAAGGCGCUGGUGAAGAAGAUUGGGGUUGGGAUGGGGUUGAGUACCGGUGUUGGGUACUGAACGGUCGCAAGAUAAAUGGAAAAAAUAACAGGCAGUGAUAAGAACAGAAGCGUUCAUCUAUCAUUUAUCUAAUGCUACUUGGUACUUUCCAGCACAAGGCCGACUAUCGGUUGUUUUGUGUGCCCUGUCUUUUGUCUUAAA